This is a messenger RNA of Penicillium arizonense, 1668 nucleotides long. Its product is annotated as MDR family MFS transporter. Gene Ontology annotation, molecular function: transmembrane transporter activity. Bases 1 to 1668 code for a protein of 555 amino acids. The record is from RefSeq and is a predicted model, not a curated record. The transcript has 4 exons. Lineage: Eukaryota; Fungi; Ascomycota; Eurotiomycetes; Eurotiales; Aspergillaceae. Gene Ontology annotation, biological process: transmembrane transport.
AUGUCUUUGUCUCCAGAUGAGACUAGAGCUACCAAGUCAGAAGAAGCUGGCGGUACUGCCCAACCCCAACAUGAGAACAGUACUGAGGAACCAGAGGGAAACCCAACGGCGAUGCACGGCUUCAAGCUCUGGGCCAUUUUCAUCGGUAUAUGUUUCGGUGCUUUCCUGAUGUCCUUGGAUAUCUUCGUUAUCGCAACAGCCAUUCCAUCCAUCACGUCCGACUUCAAGGAUACGUCGCAGCUGGCCUGGUAUCCGGCUGCCUACUCACUCACGACGUGCGCAUUGACUCCGCUGGCAGGAAAGCUGAGCGCAACCUUUCCCCUGCGCUGGAUCUACAUCACAUUCUUUUCCAUCUUCAUGGUCGGAAGCCUCAUCUGUGGCUUUGCUCCGAAUAGCAACAGCUUCAUUGUGGGCCGUGCAGUCGCAGGCAUCGGGGCGUCCGGUGUCGCGAGUGGUGGGUUUGUUAUUGUUCUCACCGUUGCUUCGGACAAAGCGAAACCGCUCCUUAUGGGCAUCUGCAGCAGUUGCUUUGCUAUGGGUCUAAUCCUUGCACCCGUCAUAGGUGGUGCUUUCACGCAAAAGGCAACAUGGCGGUGGUGCUUCUGGGUCAACCUUCCUCCGGGUGCUGUGACAUUGGUCGCUAUGCUCUUGUUCUUCAAACCCCCAUCUAUUCAGCGCGAUCGGACACCUCUCCAGCGGAUCAAGAAUCUGGAUCUCGUUGGAUGUGCAAUCUUCAUUCCCGCUAUUUUCAUGCUGCUUCUCGCUAUGAUGUGGGGCGGCACGGAAAAGCCUUGGGGCUCAGCAACUAUCAUCGGUCUCUUUGUGGGGUCAGGUGUGACGCUCAUGCUGUUUGUUGGCUGGGAGCACUAUAAGGGCGAUGGCGCUAUGAUACCGGGGAAUCUAAUUGUCAGACGAACCAUCACCUUCAGCGUCUUGUUUUCCUUCUGCCAUUUCGGGUCUCUUGGCAUCCUAAACUACUAUCUUCCAGAGUGGUUCCAAGCCGUGGAAGGCGCAAGUCCGCUGGAAAGUGGUACGCGGGUUUUGGCUUCGGUUCUCGCUCAGAUCGUGGGAACACUGUCUUCUGGUAUUCUGGCGCGGAAAGUCAAUUUCUACAACCCUUGGCUCUUCAUUGGACCUCUCUUCAUGUGCACCGCCGCAGCGUUAUACACCCAGUUCACGGCUUUCAAUACACCAUCCAGCCAUUGGAUCGGGUUCCAAGUCAUCCAGGGUCUCGGGGUCGGCAUGGCCCAGCAAAUGCCCUCUCUCAUAGUCCAACUAGCAGUCCAUGAUAAACCGGAGCUCAUGCCCGCUGCUAUCUCUCUGAACUUAUUCUUCCAGUAUCUGGGUGCCACAGUCACACAGGUUAUCGGAGGCAUCGUGUUCCGUUCAAUUCUGGGCAAAUCCCUGCACGACCAUGGUGUGAAUGCCACACAGAUAGCGUUGUUAUCUGCCGCUGGAACUGCCGAUAUCCGUGAAAUCACCAAUGCGAACUUCCCCAAACUGUUGCGUCCGGUUUUGGAAUCUUACAACAAAGCUAUUACUUCCGCAUUUUUUGUUGCAGUUGGUACGACGGCCGCGGCAUUCUGUUUUGCUUUCGGGGUUAAGUGGACGAGAAUCCAUGCAGUAAAGAGUACUGAUUCGGAGGCGGAUGAGGUUGAACAGAAGUAG